Messenger RNA from Olea europaea var. sylvestris, 1271 nucleotides. RefSeq names its product cytochrome P450 714C2-like. Bases 71 to 1141 code for a protein of 356 amino acids. The transcript is spliced from 4 exons. Gene Ontology annotation, molecular function: monooxygenase activity; iron ion binding; heme binding. The record is from RefSeq and is a predicted model, not a curated record. Lineage: Eukaryota; Viridiplantae; Streptophyta; Magnoliopsida; Lamiales; Oleaceae.
CCUGCAACUACUAUAUAUAACCACCUUAAAAUAUCAGAACCCAAAAGUUGUAGGGUGAAAAAGAGAAGUCAUGGAAUUCCAUUUCCUGACCAAAGCAUUCUUUUCUGGUGCUUUGGUUGGCGUUUUGGGACUGGUUUUCCAUCUGUACAAUACCCUUGUUGCGAAGCCGGAGACGCUGCGCUCCGCCCUUAAAAGGCAAGGAGUGAGCGGCCCGCGUCCGACUCUUCUUCUUGGAAACAUUUUGGAGAUCAAAAAGGCGAGAGAUUCAACAGCAAAGGCUUCUACCAAUGGCGCUCCAGCCUCGCACAAUUGUGGGGCUACUCUUCUUCCUUUUUUUGACAAUUGGAGGAAGCAAUACGGCGAUGUGUUUAUGUUUUCGCUCGGGAAUACACAAAUAGUGCAUGUGACUCAACCGGCCAUGGUAAGGGAGAUUACUACUUGUACAUCUUUGGAUUUGGGGAAGCCAACAUAUCAAGCAAAAGAAAGGGGUUCAUUGCUAGGCCAAGGCAUUCUCACUUCUAAUGGCACCAUUUGGGCUCAUCAGAGGAAGAUUCUUGCCCCUGAAUUAUACAUGGAGAAGGUCAAGGGCAUGAUAACUUUGGUUCAAGGGUCGACGAUCACAUUAUUGAACUGUUGGGACAACAUAUCCAAGAAGGACGACCCCAACUCCUCCUCUGCAAUUUUUUCUAACACUCCAAUCCAUUCAAUCUUGCAGUUAACCAUGGCAAUCAACGAGUCCUUACGCCUCUACCCUCCUGUGGCUGUUGUAUCGAGGGAGGCCUUAACCGACAUGAAAUUCGGAGACCUUAACAUCCCCAAGGGUGUUAAUCUAUGGACAAUAGUGACAACAUUACACACUGAUCCAGAUAAUUGGGGACCUGAUUCCUACCAGUUCAAUCCAGAAAGGUUUGCAAAUGGAAUUACUGGAGCUUGCAAAUUUCCACACUUGUACAUGCCAUUUGGGGUUGGACCAAGGGUGUGUCUAGGCCAGAAUUUAGCCUUGGUUGAACUCAAAAUACUUAUAUCUCUAAUUUUGUCUAAAUUUUCAUUCACUUUGUCCCCUAAAUACAUUCAUUCACCAGCACUCAAUUUAGUUAUUGAGCCUGGCCAUGGAGUUAAUUUAUUGGUGCAGAAAUUGUGAUUAUUUUCCUUCAUUAUAUAGAGGGUCCUAUACCUGUUACUACAAUAAGAAGCUUUGUAAUUUUCUUUGACAAGUUUGUCAAUUUAUAAGGAAGGGUUAAAAUGAAUAGUGGUGAUUGUUCAACUUUCAA